Messenger RNA from Lutra lutra (Eurasian river otter), 4259 nucleotides. It is a transcript of the gene WBP1L, whose product is annotated as WW domain binding protein 1 like. The record is from RefSeq and is a predicted model, not a curated record. Lineage: Eukaryota; Metazoa; Chordata; Mammalia; Carnivora; Mustelidae. The transcript is spliced from 4 exons. Bases 314 to 1354 code for a protein of 346 amino acids.
GAGUAGCGAGGACAGCAGGAGGGAGAGCGCCUGCCUGGUCCCAGGACUCUGUUUACUUUCUCUUCUUUGCUCAGGAAGGCGGGUUAACCGGGACCGAGGAACACGCAGGCCCACCUGGGGGAAAUGCUCAUUCCAAGACCUUAACUUUUCAAAGCCCUUUGUUCCAAACGUUAGUGUGGACGAUGCUCUUACAGGAUGCCUUUCCUUUUGGGUCUUAGACAGGAUAAGGAAACCUGUGUGGGUACCAACAAUCAGAGCUACAUUUGUGACACAGGACACUGCUGUGGACAGUCUCAGUGCUGCAACUACUACUAUGAACUCUGGUGGAGGCCUGACAGUGCCAGCUUUGACCAGGUGGGCGCCAUCUGGGGACUGCUGUGUUGGGAAAGCCGCUGCUCUGGGUGGUGCUCACGGCGCCUGUGUGCCUCUCUGCCUCGCCUCCCUGCCCCCAGGGUUCUGGCUGGUGUGGACCAUCAUCAUCAUCCUGAGCUGCUGCUGCGUGUGCCACCACCGCCGAGCCAAGCAUCGCCUUCAGGCCCAGCAGCGGCAGCAUGAAAUCAACCUGAUUGCCUACCGGGAAGCCCACAAUUACUCAGCGCUGCCCUUUUAUUUCAGGUUUUUGCCAAACUAUUUACUACCUCCUUAUGAGGAAGUGGUGAACCGACCUCCGACUCCUCCCCCACCGUACAGUGCCUUCCAGCUACAGCAGCAGCAGCUGCCUGCACAGUGUGGCCCCCCUGGCGGCAGCCCCCCAGGCGCCGAUCCCACCAGGGGUCCCCAGGGGGCGCAGAGCAGCCCCUUGUCUGGGCCCAGCAGAAGCAGCACCAGACCUCCGAGCAUCGCUGACCCUGAGCCCUCAGACGUGCCCGCCAGCACAGCAGCCACCAAAGCCCCUGGAAUGGAGCCCAGUGGCUCUGUGGCCGGCCUGGGGGAGCUGGACCCUGGGGCCUUCCUGGACAAAGAUUCCGACUGUAAGGAGGAGCUGCUGAGAGAUUACAGCUCCGAGCAGGGCGGCGCCCUCCCUGAUAGCAAAGACAAGACACCGGGCAGACAUCGCCGCUUCACGGGUGACUCGGGCAUUGAGGUGUGUGUGUGCAGCCGAGGCCACCACGACGACGAUCUCAAGGAGUUCAACACACUCAUUGACGACGCUCUGGAUGGGCCCCUGGACUUCUGCGAUAGCUGCCACGUGCGGCCCCCCGGUGACGAGGAGGAAGGCCUCUGCCAGCCCUCCGAGGAGCAGGCCCGAGAGCCCGGGCACCCCCACCUGCCACGGCCCCCCGCGUGCCUGCUGCUGAAUACCAUCAAUGAGCAGGACUCCCCGAACUCGCAGAGCAGCAGCUCCCCCAGCUAGAGCAGGCCCGGCCGGUGCCGGAGAACUUGGCAAAGCAACCAGGGUAGGGGAGCAGCAGGAGAGAAGCAUUAAAUGACCUUCAGAGAAAGUGGUGCCGCCACUGCGUUCUUCGCCCUCCCCGCCAGUCCUGCGUUUUCCCGCACCUCCAGGUACCGCUUGGGGAGUGGAGGCCUCUCCGCCCACAGGAGCACAGUGUCAUGGAGGGCCGACAGGGUGGCUUAUUCUCUGACUCGUUCCUCAUACCCGACCCUGUCCCCUUUUUCUCUUUUUGAGUCGUAUCUCGCUACCUGCCCGGGUCAGAGAGAUGUGUGUUUCAGAGGCCCCCACGGAGGAGGCCGAGACUGUGCCCUGAGGUGACUCUUGGUGGUGGAGUGGCUUUGUGCUCUGGUGUUUGGUUUAAGAGAACUUCUCUGUGUCUCAGUCCAGGAGAGGUGGCAGGGCUCAGCCCUGGGUGAAGAAGGAAGCCCUCAGAGGCCCAGGGAUUGUCACCCUUUGCUGCCAAGGUCUGCCGAGACAGAACUAGGCUAGUCCUGGGGGAGGAUGAGAGCGGACAGGCAGUUAACAAGGUUGGUAGGAGGCCUACUGCUCCCUCAAAUUCCUGGUCAUGAGGUUCGAUGUACCACUGUACAUCCAUGAGGGGCCCUUCCCAGCAGGUUCUGGCUGGCCACAGCCUGGUUCAGGGUGGAACAUUCUAUCACCUUCUUUUUGGUUUUUCCUUAAACAACAACAACAGUAACAGCAACAGCAAGCUGAAAACAAGAACUUGACCAGCAGGCCGGCAAGAAUUCUGUUCUGGAAAAGGGAAGUUUGUGGCUCUAUCCCAAGUUGACCUUCAAAGAGCCUGGCUGCUUUUGAGCCGGGAGGAGAUGUUUUGUGUGCAGGCUUGGGUGGGGGCUCUCUUAGAACUUCCGUGGGAGCACAGCAGAGCCCAAGCCGUGGGGGAGCAUCUGGUGUAGCUUGCCGCAUCUCUACCCUUCGGGCUGUGCCUGUAGGUGACCAGGGUCUUCUCCCCACCCAAUACACAGUCUGCAGGGCUGUGGGUCCUAAGAAAGGGCAGCCCCAUGGCCUGGCUUUUACAUAGUAUUUUCUCUUGAUUCUGAAUAAGUUCUUCUGUUGUGUUGUUUUUAUUUUUAUUUUUAAACUGACCACUUGGGAAAAAAAUGGCUUGGUUAUCUGUGGCUUUCAUGCCCUUCCCCUACCCCUCCGCAGCCCCCUUUUUGAGUGGGCUGACUGAUUUUUGUAGCCUCCAUAAAGAGCCUGAGUGGCCCAGGUAGGAGGGCGAAGGCAGGGGUCCGGAAGGACCGUGGGAUCCUUAUUACUGUGGUUUGGCUUCAGAUAACCAGUCGAGCUUUGAUAGGAAUAACCUGAUGGAGAAAGCAAAGAGCUAAAACUCACAUUCCCUGUCCAGUGCUGUUCAUACGAAGAGUUUGGUUUUCCCCCCACUCUUGAACGAUGAUAUUCACAUUAGGCAUUGAUGUUACAGUAAGAAAGGGAAAAAAAUAUAUAUAUAUGUACAAAAAUAGACAAAUCCAAGGCUGUGAGGUGAACGAGUGUCUGCGUUUGGAGUCCACAAAACCAAAAUCCAUGUUGAACAAAGUGAAGUCUGUGUACAAUGACUUUUUGGAUAACCUGUGUGUAUCUGUGUCUCGUGUGUGAGCCCCCAGCCCUGUUCUCCUGUGAAUAUACUUUGAACGGCAGCCAUUGUGCUCACGUCAACCACAUGCUUGGAGCAGAUAUGGCCCUCUCAAGGUAAUUUAUUUUACACAUUUACUGUUUACUGAACAAAUAUCUGACUGUGUACUCGGGUGUAUCCAGCAGCAUCGUCGAUGGCAGCCCCCCCGACCCCCCACCCCCACCCCGAUGUCUGCCAGAGAUAACUGUGCUCGGAGUAGAGGCUCUCCUCUACCCAGCCCUGCAAUUUGCACAUUGCUCCGUGGACACUCGGAGGCCUGUGUUCUGUUCCCCUGUAAGUGGAAAUGUGCCCUGAACCUGUCUGCCUCCCUCGGCUCCUCCUGGCCCUCAGUAUCAGCCCCCAGCGGGGUGUUCAAAACCACUCGGCACAGAAGGCGAAGGUGGGACUUCCGAAGCUGGAUUGGAUGGAUCUUCAGUGACAAGCUGGGACUAGCUGUGGCCCAGCCGUUGGCCCCUCCCAGAAUCGCCAGGACAGUUUGGCAGAUGCCGCAGUGCCACAGGGCUUACCUCUCUUUGCCGGGGGCCCUGUGCACGCAAGCAAGCCGGUAUGUGGCCAGAGUGGGUGCGAGUGCGUCAGCAGCCCUCGGAUGCCUUGCUUCCACCUUUAAAAAAAAAAAAUAAUAAUAAUAAUAAGAUAAAAAUCCCGAACAACUCACUGAAGUCUCAGAGGAGAUGAAGUUUUACCAAAAUGAAUCCUGCUUCAGUUAACUGAUCACAUGAAUGAAUCCCCAGCUGGAGUGGGGCACGGGUCUGCGCGCUAACUGUUGGGGUCACUGCAGUGUCCUGCCCUCCAGGCAUGAGAACAAGUGAACGCAGCCGCCGGAGCCAGGCUCGUUUCCCGCGGUCACACAGUCUGGCCCCUGCCAGCGGGACUCCCCUGCCAGGAGAGAGAUGGAAAGAGAGAGCAGGAGGACUGGAUAGGGGGCUGGGGAGAUCGGACUGAAUCUGGUUUUCCCCAUGAACGAGAAAGAAGGGGUUGGUCUGGUCGAGGGUUUGGUGCUACAGUCGGAAGAUUUGCAAAUGCUAACACAUUCCUGUGUGAGGCACAUCACCAUUUGUCAGUUGUUGUGAAUAUGUGUAUUUUAAGCAAUAAGAUUCCUCUGGUCAGACUUUUCUGGGCAGUCUCAGUGACGCAUUUCCUGUGCUGUGAUUGUUCUGAAGACAGAGUGGCUGUAACCACUGUGAGAAGCCCAAAUAAAAUCGAUCCCCAAAA